UGCCUGCUCCCUAUUAGCCUGGGGUUCCCGGGGUUCCUGGGGUUCCUGCCUGCCAGCUGACUUCACCCCUCUCACAGCCCUCACCUGCUUUCACCUGCACCAUAUUUAAAUAAAGCCUGGACUUUUGCGGGAGCCCAGUAUUACUACCAGGGGUUGAUGGAUUAUCUGGAGAACAGGUUGUUGGCCAUUGAGGAUCGCAUGCAGUUUUGGCAUGAACAGUCCCAUCGCUACCACACAGAGCUGCAGGAUUUCAAAAAGCUAACUGCCGUGACCAUGGACGGGCUCAAGAACGAGCACAGCAUGCUGUUCAAAGACUUAGAAGGAGCUGCAGUCCAAGUGGACCGGGUGGAGCGGGAGCUGGACUACGUGGAAACCCAGACUUCACCUCGGGCCUGUGCAAAUAAGGCAGACAAGGUGGUGGAGCAGGGGGUCUGGAGGCUGGAGGAGAGCAGAGGAGAGGAGGAGGAGGAGGAGGAUGAACACUGGGAGGAGCUGCACUCCAGAGUCUCUGACUGUGUGGAAAUCAUCUCUGGCAUCAGAUCAGUGAAGAUCCUGAAGAGAGUGGGCAGUCCCAAGGGCAUGUGGACCAGAGACCCCAGGUCUUCCAAGGUGUACAUCUUUAACGGGACAUCGGGUGACAUCAUCUACCAGUUCAACUCUGUACGUGAGUUUUCCCGCUCUCCGGGAGUCACAGGCAGCAGACAGAUCAGGCUGCCCUCUGAGUGGAGUGGUCCUGGUGGUGCUGUUUAUAAUAAUUAUUUGUACUACAUAAAACAGGAAGCCGAUACAGACGUGCAGGUGGUAAAAUAUGACCUGCUUAGUGGCUCAGUGACAGAUAUUGCCAUGAUCCCUGUGGACAGCCACGCUACUGUCUACAACCUCAACCCAGAGACCAUUGCAGACAUCGCAGCAGAUGACGAGGGCCUCUGGCUCCUGUACGCCACAAGUGACAGUGAACCAAACAUCAGCCUUGCAAAGAUGGACCAUGCCACGCUCGAUAUAGAACAAAUCUGGGACACCCGGUGCCCAAGGGAGAAUGCAGAGGCGGCUUUUGUGGUCUGUGGAACCGUCUAUGUCGUUUACAACACCCACCUGGCCAGCCGCUCCCGGGUUCAGUGUGUGUUUGACGUCAACGACAUGGUGAUCAGCGAGGAGGCUCCCCUGCUCUACUUCCCCAGGAGGUACGGGGCCCACGCUAGUCUGAAAUACAACCCCGAGGAGAAACAGCUCUAUGGCUGGGACGAUGGCUACCAAAUCAUUUACAGACUGACCAUGAAGAGGAAACUCCUGGUCUGACAGCGGGGAAGUGGUGUCAUGUUUUCAAAGGCGAGGAUGAAAAAUAGGAGCAGUGAAUUUGUACAUGCUAUCCAGCUUAUUCUUCGUCCCACGAUACCUUGCCGAAAUAAUGGGACUUCCAGUUAUUCCUCUCCUUGAACAGGCAUCUGUGAUAGUCAACGAUAUGCAGCGUGUCUUCCCAUUUUUUAAAAAAAGGCUUUUGGGGAAUAAAUAAUGUGUGAAUAAAGCCUGUUAAACAUCAAAGGAAAAGUUAGAUAUUUUUGGAAAUAAGCUAAUUUGCUUUCUUGCCUAGAGUUAGAUGAAAAGAUUGAUACCACUCUCGUGUCUUUACGGUAAAUUUAAAGGCACCACAAUCAGCUGCUUAACAUAAAAAUUGGAAGCAGGGAAACAUCUAACAAAAUCUGCCUAACAGCAGCUCACUAAUGAGCAUGUUUAACCCCCUUUUUAUAUGUAUAUGUACAAUUUGUUGUUUUCACACUUGGAUUUGUAUGGAUUGAGCAAAUCGGAUAUAAUAUGUUGAUCUGGGAGCUUCAAAUGAGCUAGAAGGUGGAAUUUUGUUUCCUUUGGACAGAGACAGGUUUCCCUGUUUCACCUUGUUUUCAGAGUGUGUGCUAAGUUAGCUGACUGCUGUCAGCUGCCCUCCCUAGUAAGCAGAGAUAUCAUCGUAUUAUCCUCUUCAUGGUGUGACAGGCUGUGUUUCCACGUCAUUUAUUUCCCUUUAAUCUCCAAAAAUAGGAAGACACCUGUGGCAUGCCGCUAACUCUCACAGACACCGGUUCAGGCGAAUGACAUUCAGGGGCAGGAAUCAGGUGGAUACCAAAAUCUUUCUGUUGCUUUGUGCUUACCACACAGGCUGUAGACUCAUGGGGAAUUUAAUACAGAUCCCAGAUAAUAUCACACAUUUCCAAGCCAA
This is a messenger RNA of Toxotes jaculatrix (banded archerfish), 2209 nucleotides long. RefSeq names its product olfactomedin-like 3a (gene olfml3a). Gene Ontology annotation, biological process: signal transduction. Lineage: Eukaryota; Metazoa; Chordata; Actinopteri; Toxotidae. The record is from RefSeq and is a predicted model, not a curated record. The transcript is spliced from 4 exons. The coding region runs from base 157 to 1296 and encodes 379 amino acids.